Messenger RNA from Ostreococcus tauri, 366 nucleotides. RefSeq names its product Histone core. NCBI's taxonomy places the organism in Eukaryota, Viridiplantae, Chlorophyta, Mamiellophyceae, Mamiellales, Bathycoccaceae. The record is from RefSeq and is a predicted model, not a curated record. Bases 1 to 366 code for a protein of 121 amino acids. Gene Ontology annotation, molecular function: protein heterodimerization activity; structural constituent of chromatin; DNA binding. The transcript has a single exon. Gene Ontology annotation, cellular component: nucleosome.
AUGUCUGGACGAGGAAAGGGUAAGACCGGCAAGAAGGCCAUGAGCCGAUCCGCCAAGGCGGGCCUCCAAUUCCCGGUUGGCCGUGUCGCGCGAUACUUGAAGCAAGGCAAGUACGCCACCCGCGUCGGUGCCGGCGCCCCGGUGUACCUCGCCGCGGUGCUCGAGUACCUCGCCGCUGAAGUUCUUGAACUCGCUGGCAACGCGUCCCGCGACAACAAGAAGUCGCGCAUUGUGCCGCGCCACAUCCAAUUGGCGAUCCGCAACGACGAAGAGCUUUCCAAGCUCCUCGGCACGGUCACGAUCGCGUCCGGUGGUGUUCUCCCGAACAUUCACUCCGUGCUCUUGCCGAAGAAGUCCAAGAAGUAA